This is a messenger RNA of Hordeum vulgare subsp. vulgare (domesticated barley), 1523 nucleotides long. Its product is annotated as protein YLS7-like. Gene Ontology annotation, cellular component: Golgi apparatus. The transcript is spliced from 3 exons. Lineage: Eukaryota; Viridiplantae; Streptophyta; Magnoliopsida; Poales; Poaceae. The record is from RefSeq and is a predicted model, not a curated record. Gene Ontology annotation, molecular function: O-acetyltransferase activity. Bases 48 to 1241 code for a protein of 397 amino acids.
UGUGUGUCAGGGAAGAAGGCUCUAGCCGUGGCUGGAGGAAUGCAGCAAUGGCUCUCAACCAUCGUUAUAUUAUGUCGGUGGUUGCUCUGUUGCUGACCCUGGAGCCUACACAUGCUCAAGGCAGCUGUGAUCUCUCUCGUGGGAGGUGGGUUCCUGAUUCCUCUGCGCCGCUGUACACGAGCAGCUCUUGCCCUUUGAUCAAACGCGCGGAGAACUGCCAGGCGAACGGGCGGCCGGACAAGGGAUACGAGAACUGGAGAUGGAAGCCCGAGCGGUGCGCUCUCCCGCGCUUUGAUGCAAGGAGGUUUCUGAAGCUGAUGAGGGGCAAGACACUUGCUUUCGCUGGGGAUUCGAUUGCUCAGAACCAGAUGGAGUCUCUCCUUUGCAUCCUAUGGCAGGUGACCACAUAUAUACUUCACUGGUACUACUACUAUAUUACUAAUGGUUUGAUAGAUGUUGGCAGGGUGGACACCCCAAUAAACCUUAGCGAUCGUAGGAUGAGUAGGUGGAUCUUCAAUUCAACCUCAACAACUAUCAUCCGCAUUUGGUCUCCUUGGCUAUUACACAAUUCAAAAGAAGCUUUGGGAAUUGCUCCCGACGGCCUUAGUAAGGUUUUCCUCGAUGUCCCAGAUAAGACUUUGAUGGAACUUCUCCCAAGUUUCGAUGUGAUAGUCCUCUCUUUUGGACACUGGUUUGUCACACCAUCAGCCUAUAUCCUGAAUGGCAAGGUUGUUGGAGGACAGAGCUGGUGGCCUCUUCAAGCUGGAAAGAUGCAGAUGAACAACAUUGAUGCUUUUGGUGCAUCCACUGAGACUUGCCUAACGGCUGUGGCUACUAAACCAAAUUUCAAAGGUAUAGCUAUUUUGAGCACAUACUCACCAGACCAUUACGAACGUGCGACAUGGAAUGUAGGUGGAUCAUGCACCGGGAAGGUUAAGCCCUUGGACAAGGCGGUGAGGGAUGGAUUCAUAGAUGCAAUGCAUGAAAAACAAGUUGCAAGCUUCAGAAAGGUAGUCAAGAAUUCUGGCAAGCAAGGUUCCAAGUUGAAACUGAUGAGCAUUACAAAACCCUUUGCCUUAAGGGUUGAUGGGCAUCCUGGACCAUACACAAAUCUGGACCCAAACAAGAUGACUCAAAGAGGGCCGGAUGGAAGGCCUCCACCUCAGGAUUGUCUGCAUUGGUGCAUGCCUGGACCUAUAGAUAAAUGGAAUGAUAUGUUAUUUGAGACCAUACAAAGAUAACCGGAAGAUAUAAGAUUUGGAGAAAGAAGUCUUGGUGGUUACUUGCCAUCAUCUAACCUGAUGUGUGCAAUAGCGUUUGACACAUCAUCCAUUUUGAUGUUCUUUCACCGCAAAUAGUGAUAACUACACCCUCGUGGAGUGUAUAGUAGAGGAUAUUUUGGCAUGAUUGAGCAUGCGAUUUGGAUUUUCCAAUUCAAUUCGAUUGUCAAGAGAGGUUGACAGCUGAUUUGUAUCUUGUAAAGUUGGUUGUACUUUUUGCAUGACACAAUUGUCGGAAUUGGA